This is a messenger RNA of Adineta steineri, 590 nucleotides long. The record is from the annotation of a GenBank genome assembly. Lineage: Eukaryota; Metazoa; Rotifera; Eurotatoria; Adinetida; Adinetidae.
AUGGAGCAACGAGAACCAGUGGAAGAAAUUAAAAAAAGUACUAGUAAUAAAACUUCUUCAAUAUCUGAUAUUGAUCAAUUAUGCAAUUUAAUCGAUGAAAGUACAUUUGGUGAUUAUGUUCAAGGAUCGUCACAUAAAUCAUCUAAUUUAGCAUUACGAUUUCGUUCAGUUCCUUCUUGUCAAGUAAAAGCUUUUCGUUCGUCACGUCUUAAACGUUUACAUGCAUCAUCACCAUCCUCCUCCUCAUCAUCAGCAGCAGCAUCAUCAAUACCAAAAAUCGACGAAGAAGAAGGUGAUGGUGAAAAAUCUUCUUGUCGAUCAUUAAUUCCAUAUACACGUCGAACAUUUUCAAUGCGUUUUUCUCUUUCAUCUCCAUCAUUACUUAAUCGUUUUCGUUCUUUAUCGACAUGUCAUUUUCCUCAAUCUCGUCGAAAUUUACAUCUAGCUUCAAAUCUUCGAUCACAUUAUAUUCGAUGUUCAUCGCCAACAACAAUAACAUUAUUUCGUACGAAAUCUGUUUUACCAUCUAUUGUUGAAGAAGAAUCAAAUAUUGAUAGUUCAUCAUUAUCAACAACAACAACAACAACAUC